Molecule: messenger RNA, 2081 nt
Organism: Coturnix japonica (Japanese quail)
Lineage: Eukaryota; Metazoa; Chordata; Aves; Galliformes; Phasianidae
Gene: TTC4
Product: tetratricopeptide repeat domain 4
Biological process (GO): protein folding
Cellular component (GO): cytosol; nucleus
Molecular function (GO): Hsp70 protein binding; Hsp90 protein binding
Source: RefSeq, a predicted model, not a curated record
UCUUUCUAUAGGAGCUGCUUAACAGCUGUGCUGUGGGGUGGGGAUGUGUGGUUCAGCACCCCUACGGUUGUGAACACCUCCAUGAGGAGGGCAGCCAUUUACAGCCGUUUACAGCCAUUUACGGCCACUUGCAGCCAUUUGCAGUCCUAUCCCCAUCCCCUCACACAGCGCGAUGCCGGCCCGCACCCCACAGCGGGCAAAAUGGCGGCGCGGGGCGUGGACAUGAACGGGGCCGGAAGGGGAGGGACGGAGCGACCGGUACCAAGAUGGCGGACGGCGAGGAGAGCGAUGCUGAGGUGCCGCGGUACCUGAAUGGCUUCCGUCCCGAUACCUGGGAGCAGGAGAUGGAGGCCAUCCCCAUGUUCAUGAGGCGCUGCCCCGACGAGAUCGACGCGGAGCGGCAUCCCGAGCUGGCCUGCCUGCAGUCCAUGCUGUUCGACCAGGACAAGGAGCCCGCAGCCUGUUCCAUCCCUAGGGCUGGUCCCAGCUCCGCUCGUGCCCGCCCCGCAGAGCUGGCCACCAUGUACAAGAACGAGGGCAACGCGUACUUCGAGGAGAAGGACUACGGCCGAGCAGUGCUGGCCUACAGCGAGGGGCUGCGGCAGAGCUUCGAGGACGUGGAGCUCCGAGCCGUGCUGCUGUCCAACAGGGCAGCCGCCAACUGCCGACUGGGUAACUACCGCUCUGCGCUCAAUGAUGCAACCCAAGCGAGAAAGCUGAAGCCCGACCACCUCAAAGCCAUCGUGAGGGGAGCUCUCUGUCACAUGGAGCUAAAGAACUACUCGGAAGCAAUAGCGUGGUGUGAGGAGGGCUUACGGAUAGAUUCAAAGGAGAAAAAGCUUCUGGAAGUGAGAGCUAAAGCUGACAAAUUAAAGCGAGUUGAGGAGAGGGAUGCAAGGAAGGCAAAGGCGAUGGCGAAGAAAGAACAGUGUCAAAAGGAGCGACUGCUUGCAGCAAUAAAGGAAAGAAAUAUCAAGCUCAAGGUUGUUGAGCCUUCAAAUGAGGAAGAGGAAAUAUCCAAUGCUCUGGCUGAGAUAAAUCUGAAUGGAUUCCUCUCUGACGGUGCCACAGGGGCAAAGGUGCACUUGGAUGCUGAUGGCAACCUAAACUGGCCUGUUCUCUUCCUGUACCCUGAGCACGAGCAGACAGACUUCAUUGAGGCUUUUCAUGAGAACUCCAGAUUUAUUGAUCAUUUAACGGUGAUGUUUGCUGAGUUACCUCCGUGGGAUUUAGAAAGGAAAUACCUUCCCAGUAAUCUCGAGCUUUAUUUUGAAGAUGAAGAAAGAGCAGAAAUGUAUGAGCUGAACCCAGAACACACAUUGCUACAAGUGCUGCAACACCAAAGGUAUUUUGUGAAGGCUGGGACUCCGACAGUGCUGGCUUUUGUGAAGAGUUCUCCUUUUUCUAAGAACUAUUUCCAUGGCAAGAAGGUGCAUCGGCUGUAAUGAGCGAGAAGGACCCAGGGAAAUCAUGUGCAAGAGAUUGCUGUUUAUGUCAGCUACAGCCAGCAAACUUCAGCUUGCACAGAAAUGCCUUGCACACUUCAGGGGAGAAAUAAUCUUGGCACACAGAGAAACUUCCAGCAAAGAAACAUAGAAGGAGAAUGAAGGGCUUACAAGAGGGGAUUAUUUGUUUAAAUAGAAAUCCAGCUGGCUUGCAGAAGGUCUCCUCUAUGACAGGCUGCAUGGGGUUUUGAAAUAAACCUGAAACGGUGCCAAACAUUGGCUGCAGCUGAAGCAACAGCAGCUGGGAAUGUACUUACCUGUGAAAAAUGGCUGAUUUCCUGCGAGGUGGGCUGUAGUUGCCAGGGUUUAACAGCAGUGCUCCGGGGUGAGUACCUGCCUGCUGCCACAAGCUGAAUGCAGCUGGGCGCCUGCAUGGGCCAUUGCAGCUCUGAGGAUUAGCAGCAGCUGGUUUUCUCUGCUCAGAGCUGCUGCUGGCCAGAGGAGAGCAGAGCUCUUUGUCUGAGUGGUGUGUUUUACUGCCUCUUUUGCUACCUCUAUAAGCUGGAGCUAGACGUGUCUAUUUUAAGCAGGCUGAUUCCUGCUUAAUAAAUGAAGUGAUCCUUUUUUCUCACCAGA